Molecule: messenger RNA, 5303 nt
Organism: Myxocyprinus asiaticus (Chinese sucker)
Lineage: Eukaryota; Metazoa; Chordata; Actinopteri; Cypriniformes; Catostomidae
Product: glutamate receptor 2-like
Exons: 16
Coding region: 142-2904 (920 amino acids)
Biological process (GO): modulation of chemical synaptic transmission; synaptic transmission, glutamatergic; monoatomic ion transport
Cellular component (GO): dendritic spine; postsynaptic membrane; AMPA glutamate receptor complex
Molecular function (GO): AMPA glutamate receptor activity; transmitter-gated monoatomic ion channel activity involved in regulation of postsynaptic membrane potential
Source: RefSeq, a predicted model, not a curated record
CAGAGCUGAUCUAACGAGAGCCUCUGCGUUUUUAACUGUGAUUAUUUUUAACAUGUGUCGACUCCAUAUGAUGUCCGCUGUUUUGUGAACAGUGCCCGUUUGGUGGUUGUGGUCGCGUCACGCGUGGAUAAGCAGAAGACCAUGAUUUUGUCGGGUUUCCUUUUCCCCGCGCUAUGGGGACUGGCGCUCGGCGGAUCUCCAAGCGUCCAAAUCGGUGGCCUGUUCCCGAGAGGAGCUGAUCAAGAGUACAGCGCGUUUCGGAUCGGAAUGGUUCAGUUCGGCACGGCUGAAUUUCGCCUCACUCCUCACAUCGAUAACCUAGAGGUGGCCAACAGCUUCGCCAUAACAAAUUGCUUUUGCUCCCAGUUUUCCAGGGGAGUGUAUGCCAUCUUUGGCUUCUACGAUAAGAAAUCGGUGAACACCAUCACGUCAUUCUGUGAAACGCUGCACGUGUCCUUCAUCACGCCCAGUUUCCCAGCCGACGGAUUCAACCAGUUUGUCCUGCAGAUGAGGCCUGAUAUCAAAGGGCCUCUCAUCAGCCUGGUGGAAUAUUACAAGUGGGAGAAGUUUGCCUAUCUGUAUGACAGUGACAGAGGCUUGUCUACCCUGCAGGCAGUGCUGGACACAGCAUCAGAGAGGAAGUGGCAGGUAACAGCCAUUAACGUUGGAAACCUGAAGGAUGAGUGGAAAGACGAAGCAUAUCGCUCCCUCUUUCAGGACCUCGAAAACAAGAAAGAGAGGAGAGUCAUCCUAGACUGUGAGCAGGAUAAAGUCAAGGACAUUAUGGAACAGGUCAUAACAAUUGGUCGACAUGUGAAAGGAUAUCAUUACAUCAUUGCUAAUUUUGGCUUCGUGGAUGGAGAUUUGUCCAAGAUUCAGUAUGGGGGAGCAAAUGUGUCUGGAUUUCAGAUUGUGGAUUUUGACGAUCCGCUUGUUGCUAAAUUUGACCAGCGUUGGGAGGCACUGGAGGAGAAGGAGUACCCUGGAGCAGACAGCAGAAUCAGGUACACUUCUGCUCUCACAUAUGAUGCUGUGCAAGUAAUGACAGAGGCAUUCCGCUUCCUGCAUAAACAAAGAAUUGACAUUAGUCGCCGUGGCAACAACGGAGACUGCCUGGCCAAUCCUGCGGUGCCCUGGGCCCAGGGGGUGGAGAUAGAACGUGCUCUCAAACAGGUGCGUGUGGAUGGAUUGACUGGAAAUAUUCAGUUCGAUCAAUAUGGCAGAAGGGUGAAUUACACAGUCAAUGUGAUGGAGCUGAAGAACAGUGGCCCUGUGAAGAUUGGUUACUGGAAUGAGGUGGACAAAAUGGCAGUCACAAAAUCCGACCUUUUUCCCAAUGACACUAUGGGAAUGGAGAACAAAACAGUUGUUGUGACAACAAUCCUGGAAGCACCGUAUGUAAUGCUGAAAAAGAAUGCAGAGUUAUUCACCGAUAAUGAUCGUUAUGAGGGAUACUGUGUGGACCUGGCCGCAGAGAUAGCAAAACAUUGUGUGUUUAAGUACCAGCUGAGGAUUGUGGCAGAUGGAAAAUAUGGCGCACGAGAUGCUGAGACCAAGAUCUGGAAUGGCAUGGUUGGGGAACUGGUGUAUGGGAAAGCAGACAUUGCUGUAGCUCCUCUAACCAUAACUCUGGUCAGAGAGGAGGUGAUUGACUUCUCUAAACCUUUCAUGAGUCUGGGAAUAUCCAUUAUGAUCAAGAAACCGCAGAAAUCCAAGCCGGGUGUCUUCUCCUUCCUGGACCCAUUGGCCUACGAGAUCUGGAUGUGCAUUGUAUUUGCCUAUAUUGGAGUUAGCGUUGUGCUCUUUCUUGUUAGCCGCUUCAGUCCUUACGAGUGGCACACUGAAGAGUUUGAGGACGGGCAACUGGGGCCUAGCGAAUCUACGAAUGAGUUUGGCAUCUUUAAUAGUCUCUGGUUUUCUCUGGGCGCUUUUAUGCAGCAGGGAUGCGAUAUUUCGCCAAGGUCCUUGUCUGGCCGUAUAGUUGGUGGUGUGUGGUGGUUUUUCACCCUCAUCAUUAUCUCCUCCUACACGGCAAACCUGGCUGCUUUCCUCACUGUGGAGAGGAUGGUGUCACCUAUUGAAAGUGCUGAAGACCUGGCCAAACAGACAGAGAUUGCCUAUGGAACACUGGAUGCAGGCUCCACCAAAGAGUUCUUUAGGAGAUCUAAGAUUGCUCUUUUUGACAAGAUGUGGCAGUACAUGAAGAGUGCGGAGCCUUCUGUGUUUGUUAAAAACACAGUGGAAGGUGUUUUGCGUGUCCGAAAGUCCAAAGGCAAAUAUGCUUACCUUCUGGAGUCCACUAUGAAUGAGUACAUCGAGCAGCGCAAGCCCUGUGAUACCAUGAAGGUCGGAGGGAACCUUGACUCUAAAGGCUACGGCAUCGCUACACCCAAGGGAUCUGCUUUAAGAAACGCGGUAAACCUUGCAGUGCUAAAACUGAACGAGCAGGGGCUUCUGGAUAAAUUGAAAAACAAAUGGUGGUACGACAAAGGAGAGUGCGGCAGCGGAGGCGGGGAGUCAAAGGAGAAGACUAGUGCUCUCAGCCUGAGUAACGUUGCGGGAGUCUUCUACAUCCUGGUGGGCGGUCUUGGGUUGGCUAUGCUGGUCGCUCUGGUGGAGUUUUGCUACAAGUCUCGCGCAGAGGCCAAGCGCAUGAAGGUUGCCAAGACUCAGGCUCUAAAUCCCUCCUCUUCCUCGCAGAAUUCUCAGAAUUUUGCUACUUAUAAGGAAGGGUACAACAUGACGUUCACAGAUGCUAUGCGCAGUAAGGCCAGGUUGUCUAUAACAGGCAGUACAGGGGAGAAUGGGCGAGUGCUGUCUCCAGACUUCUCUAAAGCCGUCCAUGCUGUGCCGUACCUGAGACCUGGCAUGGCAAUGCCUCUGAGUGUGAGCGAGCUGUCCUGAGUGCCUUACAUACACACACACACACACACACACACACACUAACACACUUACAUACACUGUUGCAAGCAUGCUUUACCCCCAGUUUCAUACAUAUCCACACGUGUGUACAUAUUCUGACACAUUUACACACACAACACAAUAUAUACACAUAUAAAUGCUUAAUUACUCAAUAUACAACGAAUCACAAAUACCAUCUACGCACAGGAUGUCAGAUCUAUAUUGUACAUGAACAUAUUCAUGCAAAGACACAGUUUAACAGAGGUUAUUUUCUUUCUGUUCAAUGCAUUUGUAUUUUGAACAUUGUUGAUGUGUACAGUCAACAUUUACAUGCAUAAUAACAAGUUGACAGGCAGACACAUAAAGAUAAACCGGUACUUUGCUAUGUGUGCAUAUGCAUACAAAAUCCACAAACCUUGUGUUGGCACACUGCUAUCACGUUUCAUGUUGUAUACAUUUUACAUAACUGCUUUUCAAGCAUAUGCUCACAAUAUAACCUCAUUUCACUCAUAUAUUCACACACAAACAGACUUACCCGACUGCUUCAGUUUUCAUCAACAUUUUUCACAUUGUAAGUGAUGACAUGCAAUGCUGCACUGAGGAACAACUGUACACAUUGAAAAUCAUUUCUAUGGCAAGAAUUCCACAUCUGUUUCCAUAGCAACAUGUUUUUGGAAUCUCUGAGUCUCAACAACUCAAGCACACUUGAAACAUCUGCAUCAAAUGUGAUUUUGUUUACUGGAUGAACAUGAUGAUAUAUAAAUAUAUAUAUAUAUAUAUACUGUAUAUAUAAAAAGUUUGACUAGAAUCAUUUAUUAUUAUAUGACCUAUGUAUAAUAAAUGAUGUAUAUAAUUAUACUUUUGUUAAUUUGAUGUUAUUGUUACCAUGAAAAUGCUUGACUUAAAGAAAAAAAAAAGUAUUUGAGUAGAUUUUUCUUCUCACUGGUUUGAUUUGUUAAAAAUGUGAUGUUGAUAUUUUAUCACUGUGUUCUGAUCCUGUUUUUCUUGCCUAUGGAUGAUGCAAGCAGAAGUUUUAUACUGUAACUCUGCCAAUUUAAAAAAGAAAAAAAAAACGUUAAAGAAUAGUUACCUUCUGCAUUUCACAUUUCAGAUGGUAUUUUAGAAGUGUUUAUUGAGAUAUUGAUUCAAAUGGAAAUGUAUAUGAAUAUAUUAACUUCAUAAUAUAUUAUUAUACCCCAGAAUGCCAAAUAUGAAUGUGUGCCAAACAGUGUUGGGUGUAAUGCAUUACUAAGUAAUUAAUUACGGUAAUUAAAUUACUUUUUCAUUGAAAAAAGUAAGGGAUUACUCUUAAUUUUUCAGUAAUUACAGUUACUUCUGAUGUAAUUGUGUUAAAUACUGUAUAGACUAUAGAGCAAUUCUAUAUAAAACAACAGUGAAUUUAAAAUCGAAAUUUAACGUCUAAUGUUAAAAUAUAUGUUUUGUAAUUUAACGCAGCCCCCUUAAAUUCUUUGGCCAGUUCAUGAGGUAGAGGUUGAUCAGGGUUUUAGAAAGUAAUUAGUAAUAAGUAAUGCAGUUACUUUUCAGACUGAGUAAUUAGUACAGUAAUCUAAUUACACUGUAGAAGAUGUAAUUAGUUGUUAGUAAUUAAUUACUUUUUUAGUGUAACACCCAACACUGGUGCCAAAAUAUGUCAAGGCAUUACAGAUGCAUUUGUUAAUAUUUUGUGUCUGUAUGGGAAAAUGUAAAGACUGAACAUCAACACCCUACACUCAAAAGGGUGUGUGAUUUAUCUUUUGACCUUUCUUUUCUUUUUAAUAUCAAACACAUUGUAUUUUAAAUGAGGUGCACUAUGAUAUGCAGUUUAACUGUGAAACGCAUGACGACCUUAAGUUAUCCUUGUUUUUAUAAAAGCGAUGAUUAAGAUGAGUAUACCACUAAUAUUUUUUGACUAGAACUUUAAUUUACGUAGUGAAGUUAUGACAUGAAGGCUAAGAGAUGGAGACAAUUACAGAUAGAUAUAUUGAAAAUGAAACUGAUAAAGUAUAUGCCAAUCACCCUUUUCUAUGCCAUGCUGUGUAAUUGAAACAUUGUUCAUUAGUUUUAUAUGUAUAUGUACUGUAUGUGUAAAUAGAAACCAUUCAUUUGUAUAACUAAAUCUUGGAUGAUACACCAAUGUACACAGACACACACAAGAGGAUUGCUCAUAUUGUGCAUUUGGGAGUAUGUUUGGGAACAUACUCUAGUUUUCUGUGCAAAACCUGAGCAUAUAGUGCCAAGCUGUCUCUCACACACCGCCACACAAAUGGACUCGUCAUCACUUGCAUAAUUUGAGUUGGAGAGUCUGCCAUGGGAUGAAAUGGAGGACAUUUUUCUAAAUGGAAUGUGGAAUGAUUGCUUUAUUUUUUGGAAUCUUUUGGAAUAAACAGAGACUGAGAAUCCUC